UGUGACUGGGAGGCCGUACGUUGGCAAACACGGGAGAGGAGCUUCAUAUAUUGAUUGAUUGAUAUACAUAAGUUGAAAAUUAGAAGAAAAUAAAAGAAGUUUUCGAUUCCUUCCUUCCUCCACCAAGAGUGUUUCUUCUCAGGCGUAAAAACAAUGACAACUUCGAAGAGGCUUGCAGACAGGAAGAUUGAGAAGUUUGACAAGAACAUUACUAAAAGAGGUUUUGUUCCUGAGACCACCACCAAGAAGGGCAAGGAUUACCCUGUCGGUCCCAUCCUCCUCGGCUUCUUUGUCUUCGUCGUCAUCGGUUCUUCUCUCUUCCAGAUCAUCAGGACCGCAACAAGCAAAGGCAUGGCAUAAACGGAAUCACUGUUCAAGCUAGAAGAAUCCAUUUUGCAAUACGAGAAGGCUGCUCUCUUCUUCCGUCUUGUCUCUUUUCCCCUCCUUUAUACUAAUUGGAGAAUGCAUCAACUUUGUAUUUACAACAUGUUAAUGUUAUCAAGAAUAUUUUUCUUUUCAA
Messenger RNA from Raphanus sativus (radish), 520 nucleotides. RefSeq lists its product as uncharacterized. Bases 154 to 360 code for a protein of 68 amino acids. The transcript has 3 exons. Lineage: Eukaryota; Viridiplantae; Streptophyta; Magnoliopsida; Brassicales; Brassicaceae. The record is from RefSeq and is a predicted model, not a curated record. Gene Ontology annotation, cellular component: endoplasmic reticulum. Gene Ontology annotation, biological process: endoplasmic reticulum unfolded protein response.